AUGGUUGACAACGUGGAAAUAAAGGAAACUGACAUGGAAGAGAAAAUGGUGAAAGCUUGUGUCGAAAUAACAAACGAUGCCCAAAGUCGCUAUAAUUUUGAUAAGGAUGUAGCAGCCUAUAUAAAGGAAGAAUUUGACAGACGUUUUGGAACAACUUGGCACUGCGUGGUAGGUAAAAGUUUUGGCUCACGUGUCUCUUAUGAAAUGCAACAUUUCAUGCUACUAAAUACUCGACACGUAUCUAUUAUGAUUUUUAAAUGUGGCUAUUGA
Molecule: messenger RNA, 270 nt
Organism: Dracunculus medinensis (Guinea worm)
Lineage: Eukaryota; Metazoa; Nematoda; Chromadorea; Rhabditida; Dracunculidae
Source: the annotation of a GenBank genome assembly